UGGAGCACUGUCCCUCCACAUUAUCUGAAUCCACUUCUGUCCUCAUAGGAGAAGCGACAGAACCUGCCAGUUAGGUCACAGCAGGCACAGAACUUGGGUCACCCAUCUUUGCAGUAUCAGCAAUUGACACAAGUGCCUUCUGGAGCCCAUGCAAAAGCACUUAAAGCAUAUUUGGCACAAAGGAGAUGAAUUAAUGAAGAGAGUCGAUGCAAGGGGAAGUAGAUGCAAUGAAGAAAGAAGACACUCAUGGUAAUAUGGACGACAUACAGAACUUUUCUUUCUCCCAUUGCUUGGACCCUCUGGUGAAGUCAGAUGUCGCAUCACCUGUCAAUGAAGAAUUCAGAACUCAACGUACCCAGUGUGGAUACAGUCCUCCCCCCUUAGAGCUACAGAAUUUCCAGGGGACUUUAGAAGGGGGGUCGCGUAAACGUAAGAGCAUGCCCACAAAAAUGCCUUCUGCCAUCUCUCCAGGAGAUCCCACAUCCCCAUUGCUGAGAUCUGAACACAAUACAGCCAGAGGUUCUCCUGGCCUCCCUUUAAUGUUCCAGCAACACCACCCACAGCCAAAAUACAAUGCCCACAUGAUUGACCUGUGCAACAUUGGCUUUCAGUACUACAGAACUUUGGAACAUUUUGGGGCCCAGCCUAUAAAGGAAGAAGUGAUUAAACCCAGUGUCCUAUGGCCUGGACCACCCACAUUUCUGCAUACUCCCUAUCCAUACUAUCCCAAUGUUCACCCAGCCCUAAUGUUUCCUUUUAUUAUGCCCCCCAAUUUUCAUUUUAGAAGCCCCAUCCCACCCAAAAGGCCUCCAGAGCCACUCUUCCAGAGGGCUGACCUAGGAGAACAUGUGGAAAAUAAGCAGAAGGUAGAAAGGGUGGACGUGAACAUCCAGAUUGAUGACAGCUAUUAUGUUGAUGUAGGAGGGGAACAAAAACGCUGGCAGUGUCCAAUGUGUGACAAGUCUUACACAUCCAAGUACAACUUGGUGACUCACAUUUUGGGCCACAGUGGCAUCAAGCCACACGCUUGCUCCCGGUGUGGCAAGCUUUUCAAGCAGUUGAGCCACUUGCAUACCCAUAUGUUGACUCACCAGGGCACCAGGCCCCACAAGUGCCAAGUGUGUUACAAGGCAUUUACCCAAACAAGCCACCUGAAACGACACAUGAUGCAGCACAGUGAUGUCAAGCCUUACAGCUGUAGGAUCUGCGGGAGAGGGUUUGCCUAUCCCAGUGAAUUGAAAGCCCACGAGUCCAAGCAUGAGAAUGGUCGGGAGAAUAUUUGCAUUGAGUGUGGCCUUGACUUUCCAACCCUGGCUCAGCUCAAAAGACACCUGACCAGUCACCGAGGGCCCAUACAGUACAACUGCACAGAGUGUGAUAAAGCAUUCCAGUACCCAAGCCAGCUGCAGAAUCACAUGAUGAAGCACAAGGACAUCCGCCCGUACAUCUGUUCUGAAUGUGGCAUGGAGUUUGUACAACCCCAUCACCUCAAGCAGCACUCUUUGACUCAUAAGGGUGUGAAAGAGCACAAGUGUGGCAUCUGUGGUCGGGAGUUCACACUACUUGCCAAUAUGAAAAGACAUGUUUUAAUUCACACAAAUAUCAGAGCCUACCAGUGCCAUCUGUGCUUCAAGAGCUUUGUCCAAAAACAGACUCUGAAAGCCCAUAUGAUUGUGCACUCAGAUGUCAAGCCCUUCAAAUGUAAGCUGUGCGGAAAAGAAUUUAAUCGAAUGCAUAAUUUAAUGGGGCACAUGCACUUGCAUUCAGACAGCAAGCCAUUUAAAUGCCUCUACUGUCCCAGCAAAUUCACCUUGAAGGGGAACCUCACCAGACACAUGAAAGUCAAACAUGGAGUCAUGGAAAGAGGAUUUCGUUCUCAAGGACUUGGAAGGGAACGAAUGAGAACAUCACAGACAGAUGUGUCAAGAGCCUUGGAACAGGAAGAACCUUUUGACCUUUCUCAAAAAAGCCAAGAGAAGGGAUUUUCUUUUCACUCUGAUGGUGAAAGUGCCAAGGAAAGCUUGUGUCAUGAGGAAGAGGAAGACAACUGCUAUGGAGCAGAACCGUACAGCCCUGGCAUGUACCACAGCAACAAACCGUAUUUAAUUCAAGAGCUUCCAAGCCAAUCACAACAUCACAUGAAAGACUUCAGAGAGGCCUACAACAAUGGGAAAGAGGACAGGGUGAACAAUGGGAAAGAGGAGAGGAGAGAACAUGAGGAGAAGAAGGAAAGCAAAGGGAAAGAAAGCUGGACAGAAAAGAACUUUAUGAACAACAGUGAAGAAUGCCUGACCUUCAGCCACUUUGAAAAUCAUAGACUUACUCAAUCUCUCUCUGACUACCUAUAUUUUCAACACAGAAACAAGAGUUUAAAGGAACUACUGGAAAGAAAAAUGGAAAAACAAUCUGUUUUUCUUGGUAUCUAAAUGAACACAUAUUAACUUACUCUUGGGAAAGAGAGGUUAAUCCAUAGGUUUCAUUAACAUGAACUGGAAUCAACCAGGACUGGCAAAUGAUAAGAAGAGAACAAGCACAAAUUAGUACUGUACAUAUGAUUUAAGACCAUUUUCACUUAUCAUUCAACUGUUAAUCUUCUCUGUCUUUAUAUAACAAUGCCAUAGAUUUUAACCCCAUCUAUAAAGCUGUCCCCAGUAUUCUGUCCUAGCAUUCUAGCUUGUCUCUCAGUGUAGCUGGAUGACAUGGAAGAAUCCUUAGGCAACAGGUUGAGCAGAGUAUAUAAGAUGUGUCCGUUUUUAAAUUAUUUCCAUCUAAAAUGUCUUUGGAACAUUUCACUAAGAUACGUUAAGUUUGUUUUGUUUUUGUUUACAGGGAGGAAGCUUGGUACACAAGAGAGCAAUCAAAGAUGGCUGCCCUGACUUACCUCCUGGGAUACUACAAUGCAUUCCCUUAGAAGAAUUUUCCCCCCUGUUAGAUAUGUAGAACAGACCAUGACUCUGACCCUAACAUCCAAUCAUGUAAGAAACCAGGGCAAGUUUCCUGAUGCUCUAUAUUACCAGCCAUAUGGAAUCUGUUGUCAUAGUUUAAUUGCAGACUUUCUUGGAUGUAUCUGUCAUUCUAUGAGCUCUUUCAUAUGAUAUAAUUAUAGCAUUAUGGUUACACUUUAAAUGCGACAGUUUCAUUCUAUGGAAUCCUGGAAUUUGCAGUUUAAUGAUGUAUAUUUAGAAUUCUCUGUCAGAGAGCUUUUUUUGCAAGACCUGCAAACUAAAACCCCAGGAUUCCACAGGAUAUAGCAAUGACAGUCAAAGUGGGAUCAUAUUAUUAUAAUUCUAUGAACUAUGGGUGGGUUGGGUUCUAGGCAGAUUGUCAGCAUCAAAAAGAGUCCCAGGAAAGUGGACUCAGGUUGGUCCAUUCCUAUAUUAGUGGGCUUCCAGCAGUAGUCUUAUCUGACAUCAAUGGCUGGGCUAGCAAAUUGUCAUUUUAAGCAUCCUGGAAUUGCUUUCACUGCUUGAGGAAGUAUUGCCCUACAGCAGAGGUUCUUAGCUUUCUUUUGGGCCACUCUGAGAUGAAAUCUAUAUUGUUAUCAUGGUAAUAAUGACAAUUCUGUGUUACCUGACAAUGCACAGUAUCAUGCCAUACAUGUCUUGAGAGUGAAGCAAUCUCCUAAUAACGUAAUAUGACAUUUAAAAAAGAUUCCUCUACAACUGCCAAGAUGAUUUUAAAAGUAAGAUAAAAGAAAUAGAAGAAAAAUAGAAGAAAAUUCACUUAUUGACCAAUUGCCCAGGGAAAUAUUUGCAUUAUUGGGCUCCCCCAGGCCCUGGCAGGAGCCUGGUGCUGAUGUUAGGCUUGGAUCUAAGGAUUUUUUCACACAGGAGGCAAGCAUCAUUAAAUCGUGAUUAAAUCAUGCUAAUAGUGUGAUCAGGGGAAAGA
Messenger RNA from Sceloporus undulatus (fence lizard), 3888 nucleotides. It is a transcript of the gene ZNF366, whose product is annotated as zinc finger protein 366. NCBI's taxonomy places the organism in Eukaryota, Metazoa, Chordata, Lepidosauria, Squamata, Phrynosomatidae. The transcript has 6 exons. Gene Ontology annotation, cellular component: chromosome. The coding region runs from base 207 to 2426 and encodes 739 amino acids. The record is from RefSeq and is a predicted model, not a curated record. Gene Ontology annotation, molecular function: chromatin insulator sequence binding. Gene Ontology annotation, biological process: regulation of transcription by RNA polymerase II.